CUCGCAGCACUGAACUUAUUUUGACAUUUGAUUGUUGUUGAUGGUCGUUUCUGCGGAUGGUAUUGCGCCAAUUUUCUCUGUACAAAAACAAAUUGAAUCGUUCCGAAUUUGUCGAAUAUGCUGUUCUCAAACGGUGUCCCUACAGCGGAUGUACCAUUUAAGCGAUUAGAUGUACCAUUUCGUGAUGAAUCGAGUAGAUUUCGUUUCACGGCACAGAACGAUUAUUCCAAACAAUUCGCUCAUAUUUAUGCAGCUAGACUGGGACAAAUGCGAGCACUAUUGGAAUCAAAGGCCAAAGACAAAUGGGGUGACAAGUAUCCUUUGAAGAAAAUGUUCGAGUUGAAAGAAGACUUUACGGAGAAGUGCAUCUUAGUGGGAACUCUGUUCAAACAUCAGCAAUUAAAGCCGAGUAUUCUCCGAGAUAUUUCCGAAGAAACACAACUAGCUCCGCAACCACCCCGUUUCAAUUUCGUUGAUGAGGAAGAUAUGUUGAUUUUAGAAGACGAGUUACAGAGAAUUCGUUUAGUUGGUAAAUUGGACGUUCAUCACAUGGUCACUGGUGUAGUGUGUGCAGUACUUGGCUAUGAAGACGGUGCAGGAAAAUUUACAGUAGAAGAGUAUUUAUUCUACGAAGGUGGUCCACAGAAACCACUAACGGAUCUAACUAAUGAUCCGUUAUUGGUUUUGAUUUCUGGACUGGAUCAGUCAUCACCGAACGAUUUCUCCAUGUCAUUAGAACUGUUUCAGCAGUGGAUGUUCGGCAACAUCGACAGCUUUAACAAAACAGAUGAUUUAGAAGCUGCUAGUAUUGUGCGUAUCAUCGUAGCCGGUAAUUCUGUGCGCUCAUCGUUUGAGGUGAAACAGCGUUCGAAUUUGACUCGCCAGCCCGAAUCAGAAAUAACCCUACGUGCCGUUAAUUCCGUUGACGAAAUUCUGUCGCAUUGGGUAAAAUCAUCGCCAGUGGAUCUAAUGUCGGGUGAAUUUGAUCCGGCAAAUUUUAUGUUGCCGCAACAACCGAUGCACCAUUGUAUGUUUCCGAAGAGUUUUCGCAGUAAGAAUUUACGUUGUGUUACGAAUCCGUACAGUUGUAACAUUGCUGAUCGAUCCAUCGUUGGAACAUCUGGCCAGAAUGUUUUGGAUAUUCAACGCUAUUCUAAAAUUGAGGAUGGUUUGGAAGCGCUAAAAGUGUCAUUGGUGUGGAGUCACUUGGCACCGACCAGUCCGGAUACGUUGCCAUGCUAUCCCUACUACCAGAAAGAUCCGUUCAUAAUUGAUGAGUGUCCGCACGUUUAUUUUGCUGGUAAUAUGAACGAAUUCAAAACGGAUCUGUACCAAGGUGCAAAUGGUCAACGCACAAGACUGGUUUGCAUUCCUGCAUUUUCAAAAACUCAAGCAGUUGCAGUUGUAAAUUUAAGAACAUUAGCCUGUAAGUCGUUAAGCUUUCGUUUGAGUUCGGACUUUGAGCUGUAAAUAUGUUAGAAAUGAAAUUCCCGUUCGUUUGUCCGCUCUAAGAAAAUAAAUUUUGUAAACUUUCGAAA
Messenger RNA from Bradysia coprophila, 1538 nucleotides. RefSeq names its product DNA polymerase delta subunit 2 (gene PolD2). Gene Ontology annotation, biological process: DNA replication; DNA strand elongation involved in DNA replication. Gene Ontology annotation, cellular component: delta DNA polymerase complex. The record is from RefSeq and is a predicted model, not a curated record. Gene Ontology annotation, molecular function: DNA binding. Lineage: Eukaryota; Metazoa; Arthropoda; Insecta; Diptera; Sciaridae.